Messenger RNA from Nicotiana attenuata, 628 nucleotides. RefSeq lists its product as uncharacterized. The coding region runs from base 10 to 486 and encodes 158 amino acids. The record is from RefSeq and is a predicted model, not a curated record. The transcript has 2 exons. Gene Ontology annotation, molecular function: nucleic acid binding; zinc ion binding. NCBI's taxonomy places the organism in Eukaryota, Viridiplantae, Streptophyta, Magnoliopsida, Solanales, Solanaceae.
UAUGAUACAAUGCUGAUGGACAAUCUUGAAUUGUCACAUCAGAUGAAGGUGACCCCUUCGACGAGUUACUUAUAUUCAGUACUUGACAAGGGUAAGCAGAGAAUGGUGUUCCUAAAAGAUCGAACUUGCAGCUGUAGAAGGUUUCAGUUGGAUGAGCUGCCAUGUGCACAUGCUUGGGCAGUAUUAAAAUACAAACACAUUGAUCACAUUGAGUAUUGCUCGGUGUACUACACCACGAAGUACCUAUUGAAGACCUAUGAAAUUCCAAUUUAUCCGGUUCCUGAUGGAAGCACAUGGGAAAUUCCUGCAGAAGUUCUAAAUGAAAAAGUCUUGCCACCAGAUGUGACUAAAACAAUAGGAAGGCCAAGAAAGGGGAGGUGCAAGCCAAUAUCUGAAAGGGAACGAAAAAGGUCGAUUAAAUGUGGACAGUGUGGAGAAGAAGGUCACAACAGAAAAACUUGUAGAAAUAAUCCAAAGAGAGGAUGAAAUAUGUCAAAUUUAGAAUUACUUGUUAUUUUACUUUACUGAAUAUCAUAGAGAUUUAGAAGAAUGCAAUAUAUCAAGAACUAUAUCAUUGUAGAAUGUCAUUUGAAUUUUAGAUAUAAAUAAAUAUUUGACCUAUCAUUUA